AGUUGGAUUGCAUUAGAUUGUGCAGGUGGGCCUAACAUGGAUACUGUACUGGAUGUUUGCUCCAGGACUCUACCCAAUUACUCUAUCCAUCCUGGAAUAGAAGCACAUUGUGUCCAUUAUGCAACAUUAAGUCGAGAGAAAAGAGCAGCUGCCUUUAUCUGUAUCCCUACUGGACAAUUAUCUGAUAUCUGAUAUGAUAUAUUAACUUGUCUUCGCCUCCCUGCUGGUAUUGAGGUCCAAAUGGAUGGGGCUUCCCUCACAUUAAAAAAAAAACAGAAUCUGCGAAUUUGUGGGGUGCAGGGAUCCACUGUAAUAGGAAAUAGUAUGAAAUAAUGUUACAGUGAAGUUCUGAAAAAUAACAUUUUUUAUUGCAAGUCUCUUCAAAAUAUAAACUGUACAAAACAAAAACAUAUACAGAUACAUCUGGGUUAAUUACAAUAUCGUUGAACCAUUUCAAGCAGUGAAUUUUUUUUUAAAUAGAAAUCAAAAUCAUAAAAUUCAAAUAUGAACUGCAAAAAAUGUCUUGAGCCUUUAACUGGUAUUUUAGUCUGUGUUGAAAUCCUGAAAUCAAAUAACUUUUACCCGAUAUUCUCAUUUAUUGAAAUGCACCAGCAUAACCAGGAUGCAGCAUUAGCUGAAGGCGCCACGGUCCACGUAGGGAUAAGCCAGGAAAUCUCCCAGCUUAUUUCCGUCUUUGUCGUAGUGCAGCAUACGGAAACACUUGUCGCAAAACAGACAUGGGUUACUUGGGGCGAACUGGUCGCCGAUUGUGCACCAUCUGCAAAUGAUAUAUAUAUUUUUUUAAAUAAGUGUUUUUUUUAAAUACUUUUUUCAUAACCUACCUUCCAAUGAAGGUGUAGCAAACGGCACAUUUAUGCAUCAAGACCCGGUGCUUGUGUGUCAAGAGCGGGUACAGCUUCCGGUCCAGGCAGUCGUCCUUGUGAAUCAGCCUGCAAAUAUUGAUGAGGAGACAAGAGGAUGAAAGCUUCCAAUUGGCUGCAGAGUAUCAUGAGAUUUCCUUUUCAAGGGCGGCUUUAAUAUGUUGUCACGGCACCAAAAGGAUACCGUUGCUUCAGGCGUCUGGGUGCGUGGUAUUUACAAACUUGUGCGUGAGCCUCCUGAGCCACGUCAUAAAGGAACGUCUUGUAAAAAGCAGCCAAACAAUGUGCUUUUACAGACAUUUCUCAAGCGCAUUAUGUUUUUAAAGGCUUGGCCGGCUUAAAUGACGUAGAUUCAUGGAAGCACAAAGGGUGAGUUGAUUCAGUGAAUACAGUCCGAGCGCAGCUACAUCAGUCAAAACAACCAUCUAGUGCACACUGGAUACUCUGCAUUCAUAGUCCAUCUGCCAUCAAAAUUGUUAAAUUAGGAGUAUUUUUACCUCCGCCAAGCACAACGUGAAGGUUAUGUUUUUGCCGGCGCGUAUCUGUUUGUAUGUUUGUCUGUGUUGGAAAUAACUGAAAGUUCUGAAUGGAAUUGUCAGAAAUAGGAUAUGGAAGAACUGAUUAAAUGUCAGGUGACCCUGAUCCCUGUCUGGGCAUCAACUAAUAACCAAUAAAAAUAGCUAACAACCUAUAAAAAUAGCUAGAGCACUUGUUCAGGACAUUUAUCCUACCCGGUACAUUGGGCUAUCAUGCUUGAUGUUAGCAUGCUCACGUUCGCAUGUUAGCAUUUUUUUUUUACUAUUUUCAUGGGUAGACACAAACAACACUAUCAUGAUGUUAGCAUUGCUAGCAUGCUAAUAGUAACAUAAUAGCAUUUUUAGGCGUUUUCAUGGAUAGACACUUAUAUGAAUUCUUAGCAUUAUAGUAUUAGCAUAGUAGCAUUUUAGCCAUUUUUAUAGGUAGACACUUAAUUAAACCUUUCAUCAGAAAAAUAUAUAGUUUCUUCCUUUUUCCGUUCUUUAGUCAUCAGCAGGGUAAACACAGGAAAAAUCUAAUCAAAAAUAUAUAUUUCAAGCACAACUUUCACUUUAUCACAAAUGUAGCCAUAUAUAUUUAGCCACAAUUUAGCCUAAAUAUGUAAACAACUAUGCCACAACAUGAAAAAACAUGUUUUACAUGAAAAUAACCAUUUCUUUACAAAUAUAACACCAUUGGACUAUUUAUAAUUUUCACAUGUGUAACUGAACAGAAUUUUCUUUUCUAGUUUGCGUUAUUUUUCUCAUUCUAGAUGCUGUGAACUUCUGUUUUUAUGCCAGGGUAUUGCCACAGCAGAGAGAUCUUUUUCAUAACCAACUUCCCGUAGCUUUAGUCAUGUUCACUUCUUUAGACAACAAACAAGCAGACCGUGUAAAAAAAAAAAAAAAAAACAGCGCUAUUUUAACCACACAGUCAACAGAAUCCUUUUGUGUCAAUGAAUACGCUCAUCUCAGAAAGAUACCAUUCAAAAUUAAUUGAGAUGAUUCCUAAAAAGUUCCACACAAGAUGGUCUGAGAAUUCAACUAAAAAUACAGUGAUGACUUUAAGCAACUUUUGAGUUUUGUACCUUACGUCUGUGAUGAUGACAACAUGCUCGCAGUCUCCUUGAUGACAGUAGAGAUACGGGAAGCCCACUUUGAUCUCCAGAUCCGCAAACUUUGUGUCCUCCAUCUUGGCCUUGCGGUAUGGUGGGAAUUUGUUGGCCUUUGCCCACUUGAUUGUGGUCCUGCAGAGAUAGCGUUCCAAAAUGUUCUUUGCUUAUACAGUACGUCAUAUUAAAAGGUCCCCAUUAUACUAUUUGAAAUACAUGCUACGCAGCAAUCAGGAUAGAGGUUAUGCUUUGAUUGCGUUCAAAUGCGCGCAGAUGCAUGCACACACGUAGUUCACUUGCAAAUGUGAAAAUGGUAAGUAGUUCAUGGCGUUAUUUUUUUGCUAAAACUUACUUAUGUUCUACUGCUGCAGAAAAAGGGUAGAAACAAACCAACUAGUCUAAUCAUUCUUUUGAUAUAUACCAUGUCUAUAUAUCCCAAAAGCACAAUUAUGUGUGAAAAAUCAGUCAAAAUCAUCAAAAAUGGCCGGUACCCGAGAGGGACAGGUUUGAAACCUUUAAUCAUGUGCUACACAAGUUGGUUCCAGUGGUUUAGGAUGGAUAACCUAUAUUAUAGUAAGUGCAAUGUUAUGGCCUAAAUAGUUGCCUCUGUUCUAUUUAACCUUAUUUUAGUAUAUGUUUGACCGCACUGAUUUAAAUGUGCAUAAAGACUUCAUCAGAGCAUCUCUUUCUGGAGCAUAGCGUCUUUGGUUUAUGUAAUCGCAUCAUUUAAUGACAAAAAAGUCUUUCACUGAGUAUGACAGCUGAUAUUCAUCCUCACGCAACGGCCUCCCAUGGAUCACGCAGGCUGUUUAUCGAUCAAUCCAAUCCACUUUAUUUAUAUAGCACAUUUUAUAAACAGAGUUUCCAAAGUGCUGCACAAACUAGUAAAAUUAAAAAGUAAUAAUCCAAAACUAAAAGAUCAUUUAAGAAAUAAAAUAGUAAAAUAGAUAUUAAAAUAUUAAAAACAAGAAACAAAGCAAUAAAAGUCUAAAAAAUAAAACCAAUUACAAUAAAAACAAAGAACUAAAAGACACAGGACCAUACGACUCACUCAGAGUUAAAAGCCAGAGAAUAAAAGUGGGUUUUAAGACGAGACUUAAAGCUUUCGAUGUUGGGGGCCUUUUUAUACUUGGGAGGGGAGAGAGUUCCAUAGUUUGGGGCCAACCACAGAAAAGGCUCGGUCCCGCCUGGUCUUAAGUCUUGUCUUAGGCACUACAAGUUGGAGCUGGCCCUCGGACCUCAGUGACCGCGCUGGAGAGUAAAUUUGGAUGAGGUCCGAGAUGUAUUUUUGGGGGCCAGCCCAUUCAACGCCUUAAAAACAAACAAUACAAUCUUAAAAUCAAUCCUAAAACGAACAGGCAACCAAUGCAGGGAGGCCAGAAUUGGGGUGAUGUGCUCCCCCUUUUUGGUUCCUGUUAAAAGCCAUGCCGCAGAGUUUUGGCUAAUUCCAGAGUAAAGUACAUUACAGUAGUCCAGACGUGAUGAAAUAAAAGCGUGCAUGACUUGCUCAAAGUGUUGCAAAGAUAAAAAAGAUUUUAUUUUAGAUAAAAGCCGAAGAUGAUAAAAACAAGAUUUUAUAACUGCAUUGAUUUGUUUGUUGAGUUUAAAAUCACUGUCUAUUAUGACGCCAAGGCGAAUGCUGUUUUGGAGGGGGCCGAAGUCUAUAGGGGGGCCUUUAUAGUUGAGGAGGAUAGCUUCGGUCUUCUCCUCGUUAAGCAUUAAAAAGUUCGGUCUCUGCUGGAGCAGCUAAAGAUAGCCAAGAAGUCAUCCAUUUGUACUCACUCGCUGAUGUCGCGACACUCGGGGUAUCUCAUAUCGUUAUAGAACACUCCUUCAAAGAAAAAGAAGGCCGACUUGAAGUGAUCCUGAAACGCACAAGAAAACAGCACCUCCUGGUAACAGACGUACGACUCGAGGAGGGAGGGAAUGCACGCUAUACACACUACGCUCACUUUGCUGAUGAAGUCUGGCGCCAUUUCGGGCGUGUUGCUUAACUCUCCAGACACCUGCAAGUCACUGGCGCAGCAGAUGGCAUCCCUGAGCUCCGUCAGGCUUUGGGAGCCCAGCAGCAGCAGCGUCACGUGGGGUCUAACAUAGACAAACUGCAAGGAAGGGACAAGAGGGUUGACGUUCGGGUUCAAAAAAACAAAUCAAGGUCUGGGGCUAUUCUAAAUGCUUAGAUUAGAAGGGUGACAACCCCCCCUCUACUGCCAAAAAAAUAGACAAGGGUCAUUUGAGAACUAAAUAACACGCUCUAACAGAGUGUCAACUUUGACAUUAGCUACACAUUCUUCCUUUGCCAACACUUGUCAAUCCAUGGGGUUGUUCCUACAAUUUAAGAAUGUUGGAAUAAUCCUUUGAAGUUUAAACCGGAAGCUGAAAUUUAGCAACAUGCUCCUGUAUGACAUGGACUUCCUUAGCCAACAGUCUAUGGAAUUUUGACUUGACAAUAUGAUGGAACUACAGGACGUUCUUAGCCAACAAACCACUUCCAUCCCUACAACCGUGAUGUUGAUUUUUAGUCAUUCACAAUAUUAAAGAUGUUAAAUACACUAAUUAAAAGGAAAUGGUAAUUAAAAAAACUCAUUUUUAUCCCUAUGGUUGUCUUGCACACUGGAAGGGAUGUUGCAAGGGAGGGAGAGAUGAGCUUAUUUCCAUAAUGAGACCAAUAUGCUGCUAAGUUAUCACGGUCCAUUUCAUAGGAGCAGAUCCUUUGACGUGUUCAAGAGUACCAGAAUCAAUACUUGAGACAUAAUGAAGGGGGGUAUUCAUAGGAGGUCUGUUUUUCUCUUCGUAAACUGUUAAUUUGUGUGCGUCGAAACCAUGACCGCCUGUAAUCAUUUUCGGGAUCAAAAUUGAAACCAGGAAAGAUGCCGUAAUGAUAUGGUAAUGGUAAUGGUUUAAUUUCAUUUGAACAUGCAUCAGAUUAUAAUUGAGUGCAUCCCAUAAUCAGUUCACAGUUCCACAUGUCCAAAAGGAGUAGGAAGAAGCAAAGCUUAUUAAAUCCUACCCCUCCAUCUGGUACUUUUUACAAUCAGUAACUGAUUUGUUCUCUUCCUGCUUUCCAUAAUACAGUUUAAGGUUUUUUUUAUUUUAUUUAUUUUUUGUCCCGUACCAAAGUACGAGGUGAUAUGAUAUGAUAUACGUAUAUCAACUGCUUAAGUAUUUGUGAUUUUUGAAAUGGCUCUGCAACUUAGAGUUUAUGAUCAUGUUAUUUGCAAUAAUAAAAACUUUUGCCAUUACACUAUUAUAGGAAUGAUCCUUCAAAUUAUGAACAAAGCAAACAAAAAACACAAAUACGGAACAGUUGCGUACUACUUGAAAAUAUGUAACAUGCUCUCUAACGAGCGCCUUCUUCUUUAGGUUAAAAAUAUAUAUAUAUAAUCCUUAGCAAAGAACGUUCCUCACCUUUUCAAAAGUAGCCGGGUAGUAGGCGUUGAUUGUCAGAAUGACCUCUCCCUCUGGGAUUAGAUGUUCCAGCGACUCUGGUCUUAUCGCCACGAACAGUCGCGCCUUGUUAAUACAAAUGGAAAAAAAUGUAAUACUACUAUAAACAAACAGCUAUUCCCAUCCCAGUCGACUCACCUGCUCAUCUGCAUAAAGGUCGUGUCUGCUCUUGCCAAUUUUAAGAGACGCUUUGUAGUCUUGAUGCUUCUUCCUUUCGCUGUCCAAGACAAAUCAAAGUGGUUUCAAAGCUGUCACUUAAAAUGAAUAAAGAAAGAAAUGGUCAUACAUGAGGGUUUUCAGCGAUGCAUCUUCGGGUACGACUUCUGGGUCAGGUUGCUGGUCCUCGGGAUGGCAAUGCAGUGCCGCAGUGCUUAGGCAAGAAGAAAAAUAUCAAAUGUAUUUUAUAAAGUGUGUGUGUUUAAUUUCAAAUGGAUCUAUGUCCUGGCUGCAUCAUACUGUGUAUAACAGGAAGUGUCUACUACCUGAACGCUGUAGGUAGAAUUUGGAUGUCUUAUUUCCUGAGUACAGUUGCUGUGGUGGAUGUUGUGUUUAUGUCACAGCUGAUAUUUACGUCGAUUUAAUGGACUAUAAGUUCAACAGGUGGGAUUUGGGGUCUGUUUCCUGACCCCACAACCAAAUAAUGCGAUGGCGGCUGUGUCUAUUUCCUGACUCAAUUAUAUGUAAUGAAGAUUGUGACUAAUGAGGGUUGUAGAUAUUUCCUGUUUACAUGCUGACAGCACUAUGUAGUCAUAAACCAUUUGCUUUUUCACUUUUCGUAAAAGUUAUGUUGUAUGUUAUGGUAGCGUACGGUAACGUAAAUCUAACAUUGUACCUGCAUACAUCUUUGAGUUCCCGCAUCAGGUCGACGCUGACACCCAUCUCACGGGCAAAGUUGGCGUGAAAGGUGUCUUCGUUUUCCGGCUUGUAAGAAUAUUCAGACUGUUUUAGUCUGUUCAGCCAUUCCUUUCUGAACGAGUCGACGUGGAACGUUUUUGUAUUUCCAUCGCCGGGUUCGUAGUCUGGGAUGUUUGGAUUGUGCUCCACUGUAGUUGUUGGCGCCGCCAUGUUUACCGGAAAAGGAAAGGCGUGCAAAGGAUUGUGGGUAUUGUAGUAACAUAAGCAGCUGAUCGCAAAUGGCGCUGGAAUUAGCAAACAUCAUUCUAAAUCAUGACAAGUUGAUAGGUAAUGUUAAAUGUUACUUGGAUGUAUUUUAUGUUUAUAUUAUGAGUUGAAUACACACGAGUAGUCGUUUUCCAGUUGACGUUUUCAUGAAAAUUACACAAAAAAUACAUUGUUUAUAUUUUUCGAUCAAAGCUAACUUGCUACUGAUCCAAUAAAGCAAUAUUUUCUAUUAAUUUUUGACAAAGUGCUACAAAUACACAUUUAGUAUGUACAUAUACAGCUAAAAUAUGUAUUAUAUUACAUUUCUAGCAUAGAAAGCAUUCAGAAAUGGAUCUUGCGUUUCUUGAAAAUGUAACAUAACAUAUGAAUUAUGUAACUGUGGCAUAUAUAUAGACCCCUUAGAGCUCACUCCUAUGUCUAGCAAUCACCACCACCUGCAAUUACACGAGUGCUUUUAUGCCUUUUGCUUAGCCAACAGCACUAUAUACAUAAAGCUAAUCACAAUUUCAUGCUCCAGUUUGGCUCUUUUGUUCACUCUUAGAUGCUAAAACAACCGGUGGAUUGUGUCUUGUAGGAUCAGGAGAUGUAAGAGUGGGCCGGCUGGUGCUCAGUCCAGCCUUAGUAGCGUAUAAAUAGUGAGGAGGAUCCAAAGAGCAUCUAACUCCAAGGAGGACUGCUCAAGAGGCUGCAAAAGAUGGACCAAGACUGUUCCAGUAUGGAUGCAUUAAAACCCCAAAUGGAGUUAGAGGACGCAUUGAAGGAAUGUUCCAUCGCCCUGGAUCUCUUUCUAAACAACAGGUUUGCUGACGCUUUGGCACUUUUAAAACCCUGGAAGAGCCAGAGCAUGUACCACGCCAUGGGCUACAGCAGCAUCCUGGUGAUGCAGGCGGGCAUGACCUUUGACCCAAAGGACAUGGAUAGUGCCAUGGAGUCACUGAGCGAGUCCCUGCUGACUUGCCAGAGAUUCAGAAGGAAAACAGGAAUAAUGGAGACACUGGCUAGUCUCUGGUAUAGGCAAGCACCUGAAACCCUGACAGAAGAGGAGAUGCACGCAGAGCUUUGCUACGCCGAAGUGCUGCUGCAGAAGGCGGCGCUCACCUUUCUUGACGAGACCAUCAUCGGCUUCAUCAAGGGAGGCAUGAGGAUCCGAAACAGCUAUCAGAUUUUUAAGGAGUGUCAAGCUAUGGCGAAUGCCAGUAAGAAUUUGAAAAAGAAGAACAAGACAAACAUCCACUUCCGAGGAGGUGUCAACAUGGGCAUUGGAUCAUUUAAUUUGAUGCUCUCGCUACUCCCGGCCAGAGUCCUCAAGCUGAUGGAGUUUUUGGGUUUCUCAGGUGACAGGGAGUUGGGCUUGUCCGAGUUGCGAGCGGGAGCAUCGAGCGACAGUUUGCGCUCCAUCCUGAGCACCUUGACUCUGCUCAUGUAUCACCUUUACAUCUCGGUCAUUCUGGGCUCCGGUGAUGUGGACCUAAGUGAGGCAGAGGCUCUGCUGGAGCCUUUUGCUAAAAGGUUCCCAAAUGGGGCUCUGAUCGUUUUCUACAGUGCGAGGAUUGCCUUGCUCAAAGGAAACAUCACACUGGCUCAAGAAAAGUUCCACGCGUGUAUUGCCGCUCAGCAGGAGUGGCGUCAGAUCCAUCACCUGUGCUACUGGGAGCUGAUGUGGGCCUACUCCUUUGAACAGAACUGGAGGGAGGCAUACCAUUACGCUGACCUGCUCUGUAAAGAAAGCAAGUGGUCACAGGCCGUCUAUGUAUUUCAGAAGGCCUCCAUACUGAGCAUGCUCCCAGAGAAGGAAGUGAAAAAACUGGGUGAAAACGUGGGGGACUUAUUCAGGGAGGUGGACGGUCUGAGGAUGAGGAUGGCUGGAAAAUCCAUUCCUACUGAAAAGUUUGCCGCCAAGAAGGCUCAGAGAUACACCUCCUCUAAGCCUGUCAAACUAGCCGUCCCAGCUCUGGAGAUGAUGUAUGUGUGGAAUGGCUUCACUAUCGUUGGCAAACGAGCCGACUUGACCGAAAGCAUUCUGGAGACUUUACACAAAGCAGAGGAUGACCUCAAGUAUAAUCCAGACCCAUCAGAAUACCACCUGGAUGACCAGUGUGUUGUCCAGCUCCUCAAGGGUUUGUGUCUGAGGCAGUUAGGGCACUUGGACCAGGCUGAGAUCUGCUUCAACCGUGUCAUUGCCAGUGAAAGUGACCUGAGGUAUGACACCUACCUGGUGCCGUUCACCAUGUACGAGCUGGGCCUGCUACACAAGCAGAGAGGCGACAUCGACAAAGCCAUCUCUGUCAUCGAAUGCGCCAAGAUGGACUACAAGGACUACAGCAUGGAGUCACGGUUACACUUCCGCAUCCACGCUGUGCUCAAUAGCAUGGGCUCCUUUGCAGCUAAAAUGCCACCCUCGCGUACACCAGCUUGAGUGGUUCCACUCAAGAAUCCACUGAAUGAAUGGAGAUUGAGGUGGGAGGAGGAUGAGCCCUGUGUAGGCACUCCUACUUCCCAAUAGUUGUCUUGUUAGUAGUCGGCUUGUUGACACAAUACAGUUUUGUACCAUAACUGUGAGGCUUCUGUAAUGUACUUUCUUAUCUAUGCCAUCUCUUUUAUCCAUCCAUAUAACUAUUUUGUAUUCAAACAAGUAGCUGGGUACACCCUGGACUGGUCGUACAUCUGUUUUGUUAUACAUAUUAUCUUAGCAAGGAAUAUGAUACAAUAUGUUGAUGUAUUUUGUAAGUAUUAUUUUUUGUCCUCAGACUUAAUAAUGAACCUUGGGGAAAUGGCCUUUUUUGCAGUCGUGUUCAUUCAUUUUGACACAUAUAUGAUAUAACAGUAUUAUUAACGCCUAUUUCGAUAAUAAAGCUGUUUUAUAUUUGCAUGCUCAGGAUUUCAAUGAUGUUGCAUGCAGUGUUUUUUUAAAUUCAAAACUAA
Molecule: messenger RNA, 9999 nt
Organism: Doryrhamphus excisus (bluestripe pipefish)
Lineage: Eukaryota; Metazoa; Chordata; Actinopteri; Syngnathiformes; Syngnathidae
Source: RefSeq, a predicted model, not a curated record